Phalacrocorax carbo (great cormorant) is the source of this 1203-nucleotide messenger RNA. The record is from RefSeq and is a predicted model, not a curated record. NCBI's taxonomy places the organism in Eukaryota, Metazoa, Chordata, Aves, Suliformes, Phalacrocoracidae.
UCUGUGGAGGGGCAUCCAUUUAGGACCCUGGUUAGUCCAGGAGCUGCCAAACGCUUGGAUUCCUCUUGGGACUGUGGUGACUCGUGGAUAGCAGGCGUGCUCUGCUGAUUCAUUUUCAUCACUGUGAACAUGGUGAUCAAAGUCUUUGUAGCCACAUCUUCGGGGUCUACAGCGAUCAAAAAGAAACAGCAAGAAGUAGUGGGCUUUUUAGAGGCCAACAAGAUUGACUUUCAGCAAAUGGACAUAGCAGGUGAUGAAGACAACAGGAAAUGGAUGAGAGAGAAUGUCCCAGGUGAAAAAAAGCCUCAAAAUGGAAUUCCUCUCCCUCCACAAAUCUUCAAUGAGGAGCGGUAUUGUGGGGAUUUUGAAUCCUUUUUCUCUGCUAAAGAAGAAAAUAUUAUUUAUUCAUUCCUGGGUCUUGCUCCUCCUCCAGGCACAAAGGAGACUGAAAAGUCUAAUGCCACAGGUGAAACCGAGGCACACACAGGAGACAAGGCAGAUGAAGGGGCUCAUGAGGAGGGUCAGUCUGCUCCGUCACCAUCAGAAGAUCAACAGGAAAGCAAGGAAGAACAUGCAGCAGCAGUGGAAGAAGAAGAAAAGCAGGAAGAGGGAGAAGAAAAAGAAGAUGUGGAGGAGCAAGAAGAGUCUUAGUACACUUCCCCAUGACACAUUCUUUCUUGAACAGGUUUUCAGGAAGCACAAGCUGGAGCAGCCCCAUCAAAGAAAAUAAAAUCGCUCUCUCAAGCAAAACCGUCACUGUGUUUCAUGCCUGUAGAAAUAUGAACAUAUAAAUACAUAACAGAACAAAGAAACCACUCUGUCCUACCUGUGGCCUUUAUAUAUAUAUUUGGUAUUCCAAUUGCUUGUUAAAAUGGGUCUUAUAUCUGACUGAUGAUAUUUCAGUUGAUUGUUAUAUGUUGGAAUAGUAUUGUCCUUGUCACAUUUUAGACUGUAAGCUCCUCAGGGCAGGAACCGUGCCUUUCUCCAUGUUUAUCUACUGCCAAACACAUUGCUGCCACACAGCAGACAACUGCACUCACACAAGUGAUGUAUUCAGAGAAAAAUUCAGCACUGAAAACCACAAAGAGGCUUCCUAUAUCCAAGCUAUGUGAGUCACUUCUCCCUCAUCUGGCUUUUGAAUAUGAUUGAGAUUUCCAUUGUACAGCAGUUUAAAUAAAUGCUUUUUCUCUCAUAUCUGUUCUU